This is a messenger RNA of Scaptodrosophila lebanonensis, 3896 nucleotides long. It is a transcript of the gene Tab2, whose product is annotated as probable serine/threonine-protein kinase nek3. The coding region runs from base 268 to 3009 and encodes 913 amino acids. The record is from RefSeq and is a predicted model, not a curated record. The transcript has 4 exons. Lineage: Eukaryota; Metazoa; Arthropoda; Insecta; Diptera; Drosophilidae. Gene Ontology annotation, molecular function: ubiquitin binding.
AAAUAAUAGCGUUAAAGACGAAAAAAGAUAAUGCACGAAAUUUAAUUCAAUUUGUGAAAGCUUAGCGAAAACCGUGUUCGGCCAUAUUAAAACGCGGAUCGUGUGUGUUGUGUUUGUGUAUAAUAGUUGUCUGCCAGGUAUUCCCAGCCAAUUAAAAUAAAGGCCUAACUAAAAAGUGAAAAUAAAAUAACAUCUCAAUACGUAGCUAUUGGGCCCAAUAAAAAAUUUAUAUAUUUGGUCUGCUAUUCUUAUAAAUGAUGGCCUAAAAUGGCGGCUAAACCACCCAUGCCGCCAGAUAAUCACAAAUUAAAUGGCAACGUAACCACAAAUAAUAAUUAUAAUAAUAAUUCAAACAAUAACAACAAAGCUGAAGCGUUCAAUAAACAUAAAAAAGGGUAUAGUGAUCAACCGAUCGAUAAGAGCAGCAGCAACACAAACGACAAGAGUGAGUGCAGUAAUGCACUUGAAUCGGAAUUGGAGCUGGAGUCAGUGACAACAUCCAAGGCCGCAAAGCAGAACUGCAAUUGCACCAACAUAAGUAUUAUGCAUUUGUUUCAUGAGAUGAAGCAAGAAUUCCCCACAAUACCUGAUUCAAUAGUGACGCAAUGUGUGAUUGAGAAUUGCCAUCAUCGUGAGAAUUGCAUACAAAUGUUAAAGAAGGAAUUGGCUCUACAUCCGAUACCAGUGCAAACGUAUCCAUCUAAAGUGUUGCAACAACAGCAGCAAGAGCAGCAACAGCAACAACAAGUGGCAGCAACAGCGGCAGCUCAGCGUCAAUUGAAACCGCCAACGCCCUUAAAACCGUCACGUGCGGCACCUUUACAACCUCCUCCCCCCUCCUUAUCGUCAAAGCGACCGGCGAAUGUGCCAGGGGGUCUGUUGCCAAAUUCUGAUAGUGGAACAAAGCAGCAACAACAACAACAACAUCCACAGCAAACAACAAAAGAUGUUCGAAGUCAAGUGUUAUCGUCUAAUCACAAAAUUGAAUUACCGCGUGCAAAUUGUAAUCCGGGCACUGCAAACACCCAAGCAACAAGUAAUUUAAACGGUAUUUGUGGUAGUCUUAAUGCUAGUGGUGCAGUUGUUGCUGCCGCUGAUAUGCCCAGCGGUGGUGUGACGCCAACAGCGCGGGCUCGACCCACAACGCUCAACCUGAGCAUUGGACAGCAGCAGCGGCAAGUGAAUGCGCAAUUGCAGCAAAAGUUGCAACAGCGUCAGCAGCAGCAACAACAACAACAGCUACAACAACAUCGACCACUGCGCAAAGCGCCGCUGCCGCCCCUGCCACCCAAGCCACAUGGUCAUGGCAGCAUACUCGCAAAUACGCCGCAAAACAAUUGCUCGAACGAUUCCUCCUGCCUCACCAGCCCGAUGAGCUCCAGCGAAUCGGAAAUAUCGCUCAAUGUUUCCUUAUCGUCACCUACGUCGGCAGCAGCACUGGCAGCGAAAGCUGCGUCGACAGCGAAUGCGGCUUCGACAGUACAACAGCCAUCGCCUAUACGCCAUCGCUCAGUUAUCACGCUACAGCCGGAUCUGCCGUACGCGCGCGAUUUUCUUAGUACCGCUUUAUCGCCCACACUCUCUUCCUCGUCGUGUGCUUCGUCGCCCGUCACCGGCACACCGAGUGCUCGCAAAAGUUUCACCUCGCUAAAUCUCACACUACGCCAGCCGCACCCGACAACCGGUGCCGCUCAAUCCACCAUAGACAUUACGGCCGGUCCAGCUCCUAGCGGUACAGGCAGCGGAAUUACCUAUACGAGCAGUUCAUUUGAUGCGCGGCGCGGUACCCAAAAGAACUUUCAGCUGACCGUCACCGACGCGGGCAGUGUCUUUAGUGCGGGUUGCGUGCGUGCCCAGCCGCCGGCACAGCACGAGUUUUGUAACCUCAGCACAGAUGGACCAACGUCGCCGACGCCGCCAGACAUAGCAUCGCCGUGCAGCGCAGCCGGGCGUCCAUUGUGCCUCGCCCCCUACAACCACUUCGUCCAUCAACCAUACCAACAGCCAACGGUCCAACCAAUGCCGGAAAUUUUUCCAUAUCCUACACAGGCACAAAACCACAUUGUCGCCUCCAAUUACAAUAGCAAUCAUUUGCAUAACAACAACAGUGCUGAAAACAGUCCCAGUGUGCCGCACCGGCCGCUGUACACGGACGAUGAAGAACGUGAUUUGGAAGCACACAGGGCCACUAUAGAGCGUCAGAAAAAGCGACGCGAUAAGCUGGCAAAUGCUUUGCGUGAUAAUAAAAAGAGACUUUCCGAAUUGGAACAGGAAAUCAACAUACUUACUGAGCCGGUGCCUGUGGGCGCAUCUGAAAGACUGGAUAAAGAUAUCAAGAAAUUGAAGGAUGAUUGUCAGUACCUCCUAAAUUUAAUAAAUGAUACUAAUAUAAAUGGCUCUGGUGAAGCGACAAAUUCCAUGAAUCGUCAAAACUCAGCACCUCCAGCGAUAGGUGGCAUGCCACAACAAAAUCCGCCACAGCCAUUCCGGAGGCAACGUGCACCGCCAUAUCCCCCAUCCUUGAAUUCGCUCCCAACACCAGGGGCGUCGUCGGGAAAUCAGCAGCGGCAACCGUCCCAGUUCGACUUUGUGCAGAAUCACAGCAGUGCACCAGCAUCAGCGUGCAUUACGCCUCACCAGCAGCAACACGAGCAGCCUCCGCCCACCUACGAACAGUACUAUCAGUCACUACAGGAGCAGCGCGAGCAAGAAGCAGCACCUUCAGUUUAUACCCCCAACGAUGAUGAAGAAUAUUUGUCCGAAUCGGAUGUUGAUGAGGGCGAGGAACCACUCGACAUGUGGGCCUGCAACAUGUGUACAUUCCGCAAUCAUCCGCAACUGAACAUGUGCGAAGCCUGUGAAAACAUUAGAAUCAAGCCGGGUACGAUCCGAAUUGUGCCGAGUGCAAGCGGCAGCAGCGUCAAUAGCACCACAAGUGGUGCUCCUGGCCUUGAGAGCGAUGCUAACCUAACCCCACAAUUGCAGCAGCAAUAUGCUUUGCAUACGUGACGCGUUGAGUGUUCUUAAUAUUUUGUUAAUUGCAAUAAGCCUAAUUGCUUUGUAUUGUUUUUGCAUAUAUAUUUUGUGCAAUCGUAUGCAAUUUGUAUGAUCUGUUUAUGUUUAAAAUUUAACAAUGUAGAUUGCACUGUUAAUUAGGUGUGCAAGGUUGGCUAGCAUGCAUGGCUAAUAACAUUAUGAAUCGGCCAUACAUUGUUCAAGUUAAUGUUGCAGCUUAACCAAUAAUUAGAAUUUCCAUCCACUUGAUUCCACGACAUAAUGGGAAACGGCAAAUAAUUCCCUUAAAUAUAAUAUGCUGAGCGGGGAAAUUCAAAUUCAAUAUGUAGUAUAUACCCUGUUUUUUUUUUUGUGAUUUUGUGAUCCCCUGCUGUUGGAAAUUGACAUCGUCUUCAUGUCUAUCACAACUUCAGAAUUGCUUGCUUCGUUUUUUUUUUUUUGGCUCUAACCACCCACUAAAUCCAUUCCAGCUCAAGAAUGCGAGUUCAAUUUAUAUCUUUUAAGCAUAGCUUUAUUUUAUGAUUUAUAAUUGUUAGCAUGCAUGUUAGCAACUUUGGGACUGUGAUAGCAAAUAAAUUAGUUAUAAACUAAAAACAAAUAUAUUUAUGUAAUUUAAAAGCGCUGCUGAAAAUAUAAUAACAACGCAGCACUUCUGUUGCUCAAUUAUAAAAAGUAUUGAAAUACACUGAAACAAAAAAUAAAUCACACACAGCUACAUUUGUUGCUUGUCACAUUUACAAAACAUUUAGCUUAUUAAAUUAUUAACAACAUAAUGUAAGGUUAGUCAUGCCUCAUUUUGUGUUUUUAUAAAUACUUAGUUUGACUAACGCAAAAGCAACGUUUACCUUUUGAAUAAUAAAGUACCAAUUAAAACUUAAAAA